Messenger RNA from Xiphophorus hellerii (green swordtail), 2186 nucleotides. RefSeq names its product interferon alpha/beta receptor 2-like. Gene Ontology annotation, biological process: cytokine-mediated signaling pathway. The coding region runs from base 382 to 1773 and encodes 463 amino acids. The transcript is spliced from 7 exons. The record is from RefSeq and is a predicted model, not a curated record. Gene Ontology annotation, molecular function: protein binding; cytokine receptor activity. Lineage: Eukaryota; Metazoa; Chordata; Actinopteri; Cyprinodontiformes; Poeciliidae. Gene Ontology annotation, cellular component: plasma membrane.
GUACCAGCAGCCGGAGUACAUAUUACCGUUCCCAGGAUGGGUUGUCUUCUGUCCGUGGUGGGAAUAUUUCCCUGAAGUCCUAAUGGUCGCCGCUGGGAAACCUCGUUUUUUCAUUCCGAACCAGUUUCCGAGUAAAAUCCCGUUCGGUUUCUGGAGUUUUACUGGUUCCGAGCGAUGCUAGUCCGUGUUUAAGCUAGCGACACGUUUCCGGGGAGUGGACGUCUGUGUAGUGGGGUAUCGUCCAAAUAUUUGGCGUUUAGUGGACUCGUUGGGGGAAAUUGUGUUUAUUUUGUUAACUUUUUAAGAGAAGCGUUAAGUAAAGAGUUCAGGAACAUGAAAGCAGCUGAGUCCAGGAGAAAACGGUUCUGAGAUGGUCCCGUUAUGACUGAACUGCUGUGGAUUUUCACCUGGCUGCCGCUGGCUCUGACAGCUGUGAGUACGCUCCCAGAACCACUAAACGUCAAAGUGACCUUGGAUCAGGCGGGUUACAUGCUGAGAUGGGAACCCGGAGCAGGAACCCCCAAUGGGACGUCUUUCAGCGUUUAUACCUUCAGAGGUAAACCAAUAUAUGAGUGGUUCCCGGUAUCCAGCUGCCAACGCGUUCAGAGUCCACUGACCUGCAACCUGACUGAAACAUUUGGGGACCUAGUGGGUAGCUUUAACAUCAAGGUGAUGGCUAACCUGGGGAACCGCACAUCCAACCCAGCCGAACUUGAAGAAUAUAAACCACUGGCCCACCUGCCGCUGCCCAGGCUGAACGUCACAUCCUGCAACACCAAACUCUGCCUGCGCUUCCUGCCUCCAUACUCGCGCUUCCAGGAGAUCUACGACAGCAUCGAAUACCAGCUUCAGAUCAAGAGCAGCAACACCGACGAACCCAAGAUCCUGGGCAUUCGUUCUCUGGCAAGCAGGGAAAAUGUGACGGAUCUGGUUCCGGGCAAAUCAUACUGCGUCUCGAUCCGGUUCAGCUACGACCUGUAUAAACUGUUGUCCAACUUCAGCCAGCCUGAAUGCAUUUCCGUCCCCGGACUCUUUUCUUCAGACGCAGUCAUUUCUGCAGUGCUGAUUAUAUUGGUGAUGGUCGGCUUCGCUGUCCUUGCUCUGCUGUUCUGGACCGGUUUCAUCUGUCUGAAACUGAGUCCGAUGCCUUCGGUUCUGACCUCCAUUUCUCACUUAGAAGAAGUGAAAGUUUCGUCCUGUGGAGACGCCCAGUCGUCUCUGCUGAACGUCAGGUCGAUGGCGCCCCCUGCAGGCAAGAGGACAUCCAGCAGUUCAGAGGAAUCAGACGAGGAGGGCUGCACAGAAAACUCCGGUAUGAGCUCCUCUGGAGCAAAUUACGCUCUGCAUCGGGGCGCCAACCCGCUCUCCUCCACCUCAUCAUCUUCAUCAUCCUUAUCUUCAGUUUGCAAACCGAACCCUCCACCCAACCGGACCCCAGACUCGCAGCACAAGGUUCUAGUUGUUAUAGAACAUCGGCCUGGAGGUGAACAGAAACCUAAUAGUUUAGAAAAAAGGAGAACUGAGGAAAAGGAGCCGGCGGUGAACGUUGGGCAGGAAGUGAACCUCCUCACUUUGACGUUCGGCUGGCCGGAGAAGCAGGAGGAAGAGGAGGAGGAGGAGGAAGGCUGCCCAGAUGUUCCAGAUGAGUUGAGCGCUCUGGCAGCUCCUCUGGUUCAUCCUCCUCAGCCUGCUGAUGAUGCCGCGGCGUCAUGCUGUACUGAUGAAGAUGAAGCUUACGAUGACUGCGACUACAUGUGCAGACAGGCGACGUGACGCGUCUCCGAUCCUGUCUGGAUCAGCUGGACUGACCCGGUUCUGGUCAGGAAUACCUUUCCACUCCGCCUUCUUUAAAACAAAUCUACAGACAGAUUUGUUAUCAAAUUGGAUCUUCUUGUGUCAGUUGCUGCAUGUUGGCACUUCAGAUCAUUUAGUGUAAGACCUUCAACCUCCUCAAAUUUUUUAUUUUUUUUAGAUUAACGAAGCUAAACGAAUAGAAACAUAAACGCACCAUGCGGUGGGCGCCUAACGAGCCACUCCUUGAUGAACCCGAACGCAGCCGAUGUUUUCCCUCAGGGCGACAAGUCGCUUGGAGCAUGUACAUGUGUGCUGCUCCGAGUCUCCAUGGUAACGGUUCAAACCGCUUUCUAGCCCCGGUUAGCGGCUGGAGUCUGUUCAGCCCACAAACU